GGCUUGUCACCGCAACUUCCGGCGCUCAUUCUUUUCGACACGCGAUUCACUGAGAAACGUGGAUCAUCUGCGAGUUUUCACAAAAAGGUGAAUUCCAAGUCGGGAACAUGGUGAACCAGCGCAUCCCGUCUGUCUUCUCCAAGACGUACGUGACCCCUCGUCGGCCGUACGAGAAGGCCCGUCUCGAUCAGGAAUUGAGAAUCAUCGGCGACUAUGGUCUGCGCAACAAGCGCGAGGUGUGGCGAGUGAAGUACACUCUGGCCAAGAUCCGGAAAGCCGCUCGUGAGCUGCUGACACUGGAGGAGCGCGACGACAAGAGAUUGUUCCAAGGAAAUGCCCUACUGAGGCGUCUGGUGCGCAUUGGAGUGCUGGAUGAGUCUCGCAUGAAGCUCGAUUACGUGCUGGGCUUGAAGAUCGAGGACUUCUUGGAGCGUCGCCUUCAGACUCAGGUGUUCAAGUUGGGCUUGGCCAAGUCCUACCAUCAUGCUCGUGUCCUCAUCCGUCAGAGACACAUUCGCGUCCGCAAACAGGUGGUGAACAUCCCAUCGUUCAUCGUCCGUCUGGACUCGCAGAAGCACAUUGACUUCUCCGUGAAGUCACCAUUCGGUGGCGGACCACCUGGCCGUGUUAAGAAGAAGAACCUGAAGAAGGAUCAGGGUGGAGCGGCUGUUGAUGAAGAUGAAGAAGAUUAAGCUCAGCUGCUGUGCAUUGACUUAAAUGCAGAAUAAAGUCUCUGAAGACAGAAUA
This is a messenger RNA of Phlebotomus argentipes, 747 nucleotides long. RefSeq names its product small ribosomal subunit protein uS4 (gene RpS9). The transcript has 4 exons. The coding region runs from base 108 to 692 and encodes 194 amino acids. Gene Ontology annotation, biological process: positive regulation of translational fidelity; translation. The record is from RefSeq and is a predicted model, not a curated record. Gene Ontology annotation, molecular function: structural constituent of ribosome; rRNA binding. NCBI's taxonomy places the organism in Eukaryota, Metazoa, Arthropoda, Insecta, Diptera, Psychodidae. Gene Ontology annotation, cellular component: cytosolic small ribosomal subunit.